Molecule: messenger RNA, 3479 nt
Organism: Carica papaya (papaya)
Lineage: Eukaryota; Viridiplantae; Streptophyta; Magnoliopsida; Brassicales; Caricaceae
Source: RefSeq, a predicted model, not a curated record
CUUUCAUCAGCUCCUCGCCUCCACCGUUCUUUCGCUCUUAAAAACUUUCCUUGUUGUCUAUUGGUCUCUCCGCGCCAUCACCAUUUUCUUUCUUUCUUCUCUUAUUCUCUCCUUCUGCUCUUCUAUUUUGCUUCCCUCCUCUUUCUCGAAUCUCGCCUCAGCUAUCCUCUACGACAUGCUGCUAAGCAGGCAACUUACAAGAAUUAACAGUCUGAGUUGAAGAAGAAGCUUAUGUGUUUUCCCAUUGGGUAACCCUACUCUACCAACAAGGUCGCUGAAGGCAUUAGAGUAGAAGCUGUCGGUUGACUUGUCUACACCACUUAGAUCCAUUUUUUAAGAAAAAUGGGAAGCAACAGUAAUCUGCAGACUUGGGUAUCUGACAAAUUAAUCUCAUUGCUGGGAUAUUCGCAGGCCACAGUUGUUCAAUAUGUUAUAGGACUAGCGAAGCGAGCAACAUCACCUGCUGAUAUUUUGGGUGAGCUAGAGAAUCUCGGUUUGUCUUCAUCAAGUGAUACUCGAGCAUUUGCUGAAGAGAUAUUUUCUAGAGUUCCCCAUAGAACUGCUGGUGUUAAUCUUUACCUACAACGAGAAAUUGAAGCUGCAACGUUGGCAAGGAAGCAGAAGACUUAUACACUUCUUGAUGCUGCUCGGACACGAAAAUUAACUGAGCCCAAACUUUCACAGAAGGAGGAAGAAGAGGCUAUUCGGAGAGCAAAGGCUUUGGAGCAUGAUGAUCUUGAAUCGUUAAGGAAAGUUUCACGACAAGAAUAUUUGAAGAAGAGGGAGCAAAAGAAACUGGAGGAAAUCAAGGAUGAGAUAGAAGAUGAACAAUAUCUUUUUGAAGGUGUAAAGCUUACUGAAGCAGAAUAUCGUGAAUUUAGAUAUAAGAAAGAAAUAUAUGAGCUUGUGAAGAAGAGGUCAGAAGAGGCUGAGAAUGCAAAUGAGGUAAUCAUGCCUUACAAAAAAAAGGGUAAGAUAAAUGUCCCUUUUAUUUAUUUAUUUAUUUCUUUUAGGGACACAAGUGUAUCAGAUAAAAUGAACCCAUUUGCAGAACAAGAGGCUUGGGAGGAGCAUCAAAUUGGAAAGGCAACAUUAAAAUUUGGGUCGAAAAACAAAAGGCCAACCUCCGAUGACUAUCAGUUUGUGUUUGAGGACCAGAUAGAGUUUAUCAAGGCAUCAGUGAUGGAUGGCGACAAUUUUGAAGAUGUCUUGCCCACCGAAUCACCUGACGGUUCCAGGGUGAAAUCAGCAUUGGAAAAACUUAAGGAGGAGAGAAAAACGUUACCAAUCUACCCAUACCGAGAUGAGCUUCUUCAAGCUGUUGAAGAUCAUCAGGUUCUUGUUAUUGUAGGAGAAACUGGUUCUGGGAAGACCACACAGAUACCCCAAUAUCUUCAUGAAGCUGGUUACACAAAGCGUGGAAAGGUUGGAUGUACACAGCCACGAAGAGUUGCUGCCAUGAGUGUCGCUGCCCGAGUUUCUCAAGAAAUGGGUGUCAAACUUGGGCAUGAGGUUGGUUACUCUAUUCGUUUUGAAGAUUGCACUUCAGAAAAGACUGUUUUGAAAUACAUGACUGAUGGAAUGUUGUUGCGUGAGUUGCUUGGCGAACCUGAUCUAGCUAGCUACAGUGUGAUAAUGGUGGAUGAGGCGCAUGAAAGAACUUUAUCAACUGACAUUCUGUUUGGGUUAGUGAAGGACAUAACCCGGUUUCGGCCCGAUCUCAAAUUGCUUAUCUCAAGUGCAACACUUGACGCAGAGAAAUUCAGUGACUAUUUUGAUUCUGCUCCAAUUUUCAAAAUUCCAGGGAGAAGAUUUCCUGUUGAUAUCCAUUAUACCAAGGCACCUGAAGCUGAUUACUUAGAUGGGGAUGUUUUGAUUUUUUUCACUGGUCAGGAGGAAAUUGAGGCAGCAGAAGAAAUUAUGAAACACAGGACAAGAGGUUUGGGAACAAAAAUUGCGGAACUUAUAAUCUGUCCGAUAUAUGCAAACCUUCCAACUGAACUCCAGGCGAAAAUAUUUGAACCUACACCAGAAGGUGCACGCAAAGUUGUCCUUGCGACAAAUAUUGCAGAAACAUCUUUAACUAUUGAUGGGAUCAAAUAUGUCAUUGAUCCAGGGUUUUGCAAGAUGAAAUCAUAUAAUCCAAGGACAGGAAUGGAGUCUUUGCUGGUGACUCCCAUCUUGAAAGCCUCUGCCAAUCAGCGUGCUGGUCGAUCUGGACGAACGGGUCCAGGAAAGUGUUUCCGCUUGUACACGGCUUAUAACUAUCACAAUGAUUUGGAAGAUAAUACAGUGCCAGAAAUACAACGAACAAACCUUGCAAAUGUUGUGCUUUCUCUGAAGAGUCUUGGAAUCCACGACUUGCUAAACUUUGACUUCAUGGAUCCACCACCUGCUGAAGCACUCCUGAAAGCUUUAGAAUUGCUCUUUGCCUUGAGUGCACUAAAUAAACUGGGAGAGUUAACAAAAGUUGGUAGACGAAUGGCAGAGUUCCCUCUUGAUCCUAUGCUAUCAAAGAUGAUAGUUGCUUCUGACAAGUAUAAGUGUUCUGAUGAGAUAAUUUCAAUUGCUGCUAUGCUUUCUAUUGGAAAUUCAAUCUUUUAUCGUCCAAAGGACAAGCAAGUCCAUGCUGAUAACGCUAGAAUGAAUUUUCACACUGGGAAUGUGGGUGAUCAUAUUGCUUUGCUGAAGGUUUACAAUUCAUGGAAGGAAACAAAUUAUUCAACCCAAUGGUGCUAUGAAAAUUAUAUUCAGGUGAGGAGCAUGAAACGUGCCAGAGAUAUAAGAGACCAGUUGGAGGGGCUUCUGGAGAGAGUUGAAAUUGAGGUGACGUCGAAUCCAAAUGAUUUAGAGGCUAUAAAGAAGGUUAUAACAUCUGGUUUCUUCCCUCAUUCUGCUAGGCUGCAGAAAGGUGGAUCUUACCGUACAGUGAAACAUCCACAGACUGUUCAUAUACAUCCCACCUCAGGACUGGCCAAGGCUCUCCCAAGAUGGGUUGUGUACCAUGAAUUGGUCCUCACAACCAAGGAAUAUAUGAGACAGGUGACUGAACUAAAGCCAGAGUGGCUGGUGGAAAUAGCUCCUCACUUCUACCAAUUGAAGGAUGUUGAAGACUCUGCGUCAAAGAAAUUGCCAAAGGGAGAAGGGCGGGCAGCACUAUAACAGCAAAGUGGAGUAAAUCCUUUUGUAGAGACGUUUGAGACGUGUUCAACUAGGGGCUUACUGUGCUUUUAAAAAAAAAAAAAACUAGGGGCUUACUGUAGCUUACUCAAGGUUAGAGGCUUAAAGAAGGUUAGAGCCGUCUUCUGAAAAAAACAAGGUUAGAGCUGUCAAUAAAAUUUUGUAAUUUUAGGGUACUACACAUUUAAAUCAUUUAUAAACCUGUAGUAGUUCGUUGUCUCGUGGAUGAAAUUUGGGCAAAUUCAUGUUCGAUUACUCGAAUUAUUUCAUGUUGUAUAUACGUAUAUAUUUCUACCAAA